This is a messenger RNA of Drosophila simulans, 1781 nucleotides long. It is a transcript of the gene Ugt36A1, whose product is annotated as UDP-glucosyltransferase 2. Gene Ontology annotation, molecular function: UDP-glycosyltransferase activity. Lineage: Eukaryota; Metazoa; Arthropoda; Insecta; Diptera; Drosophilidae. The transcript is spliced from 3 exons. The record is from RefSeq and is a predicted model, not a curated record. Bases 171 to 1781 code for a protein of 536 amino acids.
CCAAGCAAGUGCAGCUCACUGCGAUUGCACUCUCCAAUCAGAAACCACAACAAACACUUUGAUUAACCAAAACACAUCGAUCCCAUUAGAAUCUCACUGCACAAUGGGAGAUAAGGUUAUCGGAUCAGAGAGUUGGGUAACCGAUUCAAUCGGUGGAAAACUACGGAACGAUGACAACGUGUUUGCGCAGCGGAUUGUUAAUUGUUGUGCUGGGGAUUCUGGGAAUUCCCCAACCGAUAUCUGCCGGUAAUAUUCUGGCCGUGUAUCCGCACUUCGGCUUCAGCCACUUCAAGGUGGUGAUGCCCAUCCUGAACGAGCUGGCGCAUCGUGGUCAUGACAUCACGGUGAUCUCGUACGUAAAGAACCCCCAAGCCGGAGCCUAUCCCAACUACGAGGAGCUACUGAUUUCGGCGCCUGGAGAGGAUCAGUCGAGCACCACGAUCAACUUGGUUCCCCUGACGGAGCACACACCCACCAGAUCCCUGGGAGUGCUGAUCCGAGAGUAUGUGGCCCUGCACGAAGAGGGCCAGAAGACCUGCGAGCACCUCUUCGCCAGUGGCCACAUAGAAGGGGCCAUCGAACGCCAUCGAAAUAAGCCCUAUGAUCUGCUACUCACGGAAUACUUCAACUCCGAUUGCCAACUGGCCUUGGCCAAGAUAUUAAACCUUCCAAUUAUAGGCUUGAGUACCUGUGCGCUGAUGCCCUACUAUUACGAUCGCAUCGAUCUGCCCGACACACCUGCCUUCAUACAGUCGGAAUUCGUGGGAUUCGCUGGCCAGCUGAACUGGCACGAACGACUGCUCAACUUUGUUCAGGCCAAGUUAUUAAAGUUCCUGUACAAGUACCAUUCCAGUAGGGCUGACAACGAGGUGGUACGGAAGUAUCUUGGAGUGCAAGUAGAUGUGGAAGAAGUGGCUCGAACUCAAACCGCUUUUAUAUUCGGAAAUCAACAUUACUCCCUGAUGGGAAGCCGUCCACAAUCACUGCAAUUUGUGGAAAUCGGAGGAGUACAUAUCACCAAGAAGGCGGAGCAGGAGUUACCACAGAAUAUCGCCAAUUUCCUUAACCAAUCAGCGGAGGGUGUGAUCUUCAUAAGCUGGGGUUCAAUGGUGCGGGCUUCAAGUAUUGACGAAGAUAAACUGUCAGCCAUACUAGAAGUUCUAAAAAGCCAGCCCUUGAAGAUCAUUUGGAAAUGGGAGGCGGAAGAGACUCCCGAUACAGAUUCCUCCAAGUUCCUCUUCGUCAAAUGGGCUCCCCAAUUAGCCCUUCUAUGUCACCCCAAAGUAAAGUUGUUUUGGUCCCAUGGCGGCUUACUUGGAACCACCGAAUCGGUGCAUUGUGGCAAACCCCUACUAGUCACCCCAAUCUACGGAGAUCAGUUCCUGAAUGCAUUCUCGGUGCAAAAUCGUGGAAUGGGCCUGAAGUUGGACUACCAAGACAUCACUGUACAAAACCUAAAGAAAGCCCUUGCAGAGCUUCGUAAAAACAGUUACGCCCAACGAUCUCUUGAGGUCUCCAAGGUGUUCAACGAACGUCAGCAGACGCCUCUGGAAUCAGCCAUUUGGUGUGUGGAACAUGUCAUUAGCAAUGGAUUGAUUGCCGCCAGACUACUUCAAUCUCCAGGCAUAGAACUGAAUGGAUUUGUUUACCAUUCACUGGAUAGUGUAGUCCUGAUUCUGUUACCUUUAAUUCUACUAAUCGUAGUCCUAUGCUAUCUGUGCAAACGGAAUCCAGCGAAGUUAGCCCACAAAAAAGUUGGCAAGAAGCCAAAGAGAUCGUAG